Danaus chrysippus (African queen) is the source of this 1479-nucleotide messenger RNA. The record is from the annotation of a GenBank genome assembly. NCBI's taxonomy places the organism in Eukaryota, Metazoa, Arthropoda, Insecta, Lepidoptera, Nymphalidae.
AUGCCAAAACCACCAAAAUUGUAUGGGUUACCUAAAAUCCAUAAACAAGAUGUUCCAUUACGGCCAAUUGUAAGCCAGAUUGAUUCAUCAACUUAUAAACUGGCUAAAUUCCUUUCAAAGAUUUUAUCACCACUCCGGGGCCACACAAAGUCAUUUGUUAAGGAUUCCUACCAGUUUGUCAAUGACAUUAAACGCCUAAAAUUGACAGACAAUGACAUUAUGGUCAGUUUCGAUGUACAGUCAUUAUUCACUAAUCUACCUGUUCUUGACUGCAUUGAGAUUGUAAGAGGUAAGUUAAAGGAUAAUAAGAUGCCUAUUGAAUAUCCAGAAUUGUUAAAGCACUGCCUAACAUCUGGCUAUCUCAUGUGGAAGGAUGAAUUCUAUAUACAAGUAGAUGGAGUAGCAAUGGGUUCGCCGGUUUCCCCCAUUGUCGCAGAUAUAUUCAUGGAAGACUUCGAGGUGCGAGCCCUUAGCUCUCCUACAAUAAGACCCUUAAUUUAUAAACGCUAUGUAGAUGACACUUUCACAAUAUUAAAUAAAAACAAAACAUCUGCUUUCUUGAACCAUCUUAAUUCUAUCAAUAAUAAGAUCCAGUUUACUAUAGAAUUAGAGGCAAAUAAUUCUUUAGCUUUCCUUGAUAUACUGGUCAUCAGGAAUCCUGACAAUACUUUGGGACAUACUGUUUAUAGGAAACCCACACAUACGGAUAGGUAUCUCAAUGGUAAAUCACACCACCACCCUGUACAGUUAGCUACCGUUGGUAAAUCUUUGUUACAGAGAGCACAACACCUUUGUGAUGCUGACCACCUAGAGGCCGAGCUGCAGCAUGUAAGACGUGCUCUGACCAUCAACAGCCUGCCCGUGCCUCGCCAGCAUCGCAAGAACCAGAUGAAGCCACCUACAGUUGAGCGACAACCUGCAAUUCUACCAUAUGUAAAGGGAGUUACUGACAGAAUAGGCAACAUCUUGAAGAAGGUUUCAAUCAAGACUAUUUAUAAACCACAUAAGAAAGUGAGCCAAUUCUUGAGACCAAUCAAGAGUAACAUUCCUUUACAACAAGCGGGUGUAUAUAAACUUGAUUGUGACUGUGGCUUGUCAUACAUCGGACAGACAAAGAGAAGCAUCAGUACAAGGGUUAAGGAACACGUUUCAGACGUCAGGAAUAGGCGCGCGUCGAAGUCAGCAGUGUGCGAACAUGCAUUGGACAAACCAGGCCAUUACAUUAGAUUUGAUCAACCACAGAUCCUCGCUCGUGAAGACAGAUAUAUACCAAGGUUAAUCCGCGAGGCUAUUGAAAUUAAAAAACACCCAAAUUUCAAUAGAAAAGAUGGCUGGAACCUAUCAAACACCUGGGAUCCUCUUCUUAAAAAUAUGAAAUCCCAUGUCCGUGACCACACCGCAGGACCUCGAGACACCGUGAGCGCAUUUUGCCGGCAUCCAGAGCGGUACGCAAGACAAUUAAGAAAUCGAUGGCGGUAG